UUAUUUUGACGGCCUAAGAACCAUGGGUUAACUUUUCCUAGGGGCAGAACGGGAGAUUUUUUUACCUUGUCAGCAACCUUUUGAUUACUAGUCUAACGCUCUAAACCCUCGACUACCUGCCGCCCCACUAGCCAUAUUGCCGCAAUCAAGUGCUAGUCGAUACUAGGAAACUCCGAAAUGUUCGACUUGCUAACUGGUUGUAGUUAUUCACGUUGCCGCGUUCAACAAAUGAGCAAAUCGAAAUUUUCGAGUUUCCUCGUUCCGACUAGCACGUGAACAUAACCCCUCUGCCCUUUCUCGCUCCACUCUCCCACCCCAUGCUUAUGCUCCAGCUGCUAGCGCCGCUGCCUGCUGGUGUCUGUAGCUGACUCCCCUCACUGGCACACAUAUUCAAUGUACAGGUAGCUUAGACCAUGACAGGCAUCGCCGCUGCCUCCUUCUUCUCUAACAUUUGUAGGUUCGGUGGUUGCGGACUCCACUUCGAAUCGUUGGCCGAACUCAUCGUGCACAUUGAGGAUAACCACAUCGCUCCACAGCUGAAUGUGACGGCUCCACAGCUGAAUGUGACGGCUCCGCAGCUGAAUGUGACGGCUCCGCAGCUGAAUGUGACGGCUCCGCAGCUGAAUGUGACGGCUCCGCAGCUGAAUGUGACGGCUCCGCAGCUGAAUGUGACGGCUCCGCAGCUGAAUAUGGGUCGUAGAAGAGUCGACUUGAGUAACUGGGAUAUGUGUUUGUUUUUCCCUACUUAACAACAUAGGCCUAGUUGAAUGUACUGUCUGUAAGUCACUCUGGAUAAGAGUGUCUGAUUAACACUUUCGCCUACUCUGAAUGAACAUAAAGGCAAGCGUUAAGAGACCUGUAGCCUAGCCUAUAGGAUUUAUUAGAGGACGGAGCGAAUCAUGGCAGUGAAGGUUUCCUACUGAGACUGGUGGUGCAUCUGUCAGCCAUUACCCCAGCACGGCUUUGACGUGUGUGUGUGUGAACUGUGUGUGUGUGUGUGAACACCGUGUGUGUGUGAACACUGUGUGUGUGCGUGCGUGUUUGCAUGCGUUCAUGAGUGUGUUAGAAGGAGCGUUGUACUCUUGCCGCUAUGUCCAUCCACACAGCCCAACUCCUCUGACCAGACCCACUGUCUACUUUCACCAUUCUGCACACACAGGCCGCAGGACCUCAGAUGGGAAGAUGGGGCGAAGACACAGAUCCUCGUCAGUUGGAGAAGCAGGAGCAGCAGCAGCCCACCUAUGUUGCCCUCAGCUACAUCAACAGGUUUAUGACAGAGGCAGCGCGUCGGGAGCAGCCUGAGAGGCUGACGAGGAAGGUGCACCCCAAGCUGUCUCAGUCUCUGACAGGCAGUCUGCCUCGUAGCAGUGACGUCUCCACUCCUCCCAGACGCAGCAGUGGGAACCUCACCCCUCCUGUCACACCCUCCUCCUUCCGUAGCAGCACUCCUACAGGCAGUGAGUAUGAUGAAGAGGAGGUGGACUAUGAGGAGUCAGACAGUGGUGAGUCCUGGACCACAGAGAGUGCCAUCAGCUCAGAGUCUAUCCUCAGCUCCAUGUGUAUGAACGGAGGAGAGGAGAAACCCUUCGCCUGCUCUGUGCCUGGCUGCAAGAAGAGAUACAAGAAUGUGAACGGGAUCAAGUACCACGCCAAGAACGGCCACCGGACACAGAUCCACAUCCGCAAGCCCUUCAAGUGCCGCUGUGGGAAGAGCUACAAGACGUCCCAGGGCCUGAGGCACCACACCAUCAACUUCCACCCGCCAAUCUCCACCCACACCCUCCCGCCAGUCUCCACCCACACCCUCCCGCCAGUCUCCACCCACACCCACCCGCCAGUCUCCACCCACAUCCACCCGCCAGUCUCCACCCACAUCCACAAGAUGCAGCAGUAGCACCGUCCCCACAGAAAUAGAAUCCCUUGAACAUCAUCCUGUUCUAGUGAUUCUGUUUCUAUGGACCCAGUACACUACUCUUUUAUUGCAUGUUUUUAAAUGACCUUAUUUGUAUAUAUGUAUAUAUUUUAAACAUUUUUUGGAAUGUAUUUUCUUCACAGCUGUAUUCUUUUUCUCAUUUGAGCGAUCAUGUGUCUUUUUGAUCAUGUUGUUGGCACAUAGGGCUUGCUGUUAAGAUGAUGCGUUAGAAAGAGCGCGUAUUGCCACGUUCAAAACAGUUCGGAACUCUCCCACUUCAGUGCAGGGAUCUUUUCUUUUUGUGGGAAUUCCGAACGGUCAACCAACUCGGAAACUGGCAUCUUUCUAGAGCUCUGAUGUCAUGAUUUGACCUGUUUUCUCCCUGCGAGUUCCCAAUGGUCUUGACAGCACCAUGAGUCAAGGUUCACAGCCAGGCUUCUGGGCUGUUCAGUAGAGCAAAACAUGGUGGAACAGUUACAUACAGAUAUGUUGUGUACAUUGAAACCCAAUGAAUUUGACUUGAGUGUUCAGGUAAUGCUGUGUUUGAAAAGAGGCAUGAGAGUGGGGAGGCCAGGGGAGAAAGCAAGCAUCACCACCACACCAUCACAAAACCUGAAUGUUUGUCAAAGACGACGAUAUAUUCCUGAAGGAUGUAUAAACUUUCAUAAUCAGGUGUAAAAUAGUAAGCUCUUAUAUUUUUCUUGCCGUGUUCUGUUCUGAAAGUGUAUUUUUAUGAUUCACUUUGCCAGGAUUUUCACUUGUUUUGUGUUUUAGAACUAAAAGACUCGGGUGACAAUUCACCACAAGCAUUUCAGCACCACAAUCCUGCCCGUGUGUUCUGAUAGGAUGCGUCCCAAACGGUACCCUAUUCCCUAUAUAGCGCACUACUUUUGACUAGAGCCAUGUGGGUCCUGGUCAAACAAAAGUAGUGCACUAUAUAGGGAGCCAUUUGGGAAACACAAAGUAUUUUAGAGUCAGCUGUUCACUGGAAUCUUGGGAUUGGGUGUCACAGCCGUCCCAGUUAUCCAGAACCCUUCCAUUCUAGGGUGCUGAGCAGUUAUCCUCUUCGCCAAAGCCGGGUGACGCAUUUAAGCACUUUGUAGUAACCAGUUGCCAACAGAAUUAGGAUGGUUUUCGUUGCCAAUAACUCUGCUGCUACACACACCAACCUGACAUGUAGCAGUCACAGGAACUAGAGAGAGCCAGACUGGAAGUACUCAACCUUUCCAAGGAGUUUUACAUUUGUUCAGAUCUCCAGUGUUUCCCGGGGUGAGAUUAUGUAUCUGGUUGCCUUGAAUUGUAGACCACAAGAUUGAGUUCCAAUCCAGUAAGUAUCUGUGUAUAGCUUCAUAGUGACUCUUCAGGAAUGGCUAACUUGAGUUACAGUAGACAUUCUUGUCAAAAUAAGAUGGCCAGAUCUUAAUUCUGGUCUAUUGCUCCUCUUUUGUCCCUCUAGCCUCUAUAUGUAGUCUAAUGAAAGGUACUGUGUCAUACUGGUGAUCAGAGAGCAAGGGGCUAAUCAACAACCCAACCAGAACUACACGUUAAGGGUGCGUCCCAAAUGGUAGCCUAUUCCCUCUAUAGUCCAUAUGGCUCUGGUCAAAAGUAGUGCAUUAAAUAGGGAAUAGGGUGCCAUUUGGAAUGCAUUAUGUAGAUGGUCAGUGACAGUAUUAUACUGCCAGUACAUAUGGAGGGAAGUAUUUGAUAUAUUGUGUAUAGUAAAUGUAUUGUCUCAAGUGCAUUAAAUUUAUAUUUUCAUAUGUU
Oncorhynchus tshawytscha (Chinook salmon) is the source of this 3676-nucleotide messenger RNA. RefSeq names its product JAZF zinc finger 1b (gene jazf1b). NCBI's taxonomy places the organism in Eukaryota, Metazoa, Chordata, Actinopteri, Salmoniformes, Salmonidae. Bases 1175 to 1894 code for a protein of 239 amino acids. Gene Ontology annotation, cellular component: nucleus. The record is from RefSeq and is a predicted model, not a curated record. The transcript has 6 exons.